AAUCAUCUGCCCAAUUUUGGCAGCCCUGUCAGUGAAUAAGUAGUGUCUAAAAUCGGGAUCGGCGGGUGUGAUCCUCGGAAAGCAAUGAUUCCAUCGGGAAGCAUCGACCAUUUCCUCUCUAAAUUUCACUACUAAGUCCAUUGGCGUUUAAGAUCGACACUGUGAAGCUAUGGAGUUGCUCCAAGACCAGCUGGCCGUGGCCGGCUUCCAUGUGGCCCAAGUGGAUGGGGAUUGGUUGGUCAUCACCAGGUCCCAGUUCGAUUGGUGGCUCAAGGCCGACACGCCUUAUCAGACGCUGUCCGUCCUCUAUCAUGGUCCUUCUCAGCGAUACAUGCUGCGCGCAUUGGGUCGAACCACGGAUCAAGGCACCUUGAGCUCGCCCCACACGCUCGUCCAGUUUUGCGCUCGCCUCAAGACCCAAAGCGCGUGCCUGGGCAUCACGUCACCCAAGGCGGGCUCGUUCCCCUUGUCUUGCCAAUUCUCGGUCCAUUGCUCGCAUUAUGCCGAACCCAAACCCGGUUCAGAACAACAACAACAACAACAACAACAACAACGACGAUGCUCGGCUUGUCAUCAGGCCUCCAUUGAUAAUGUGCAUGGAAAUCGAGACCCGGAGCACGAAAAUGGAAUCAAAACCGAGCCCGAGGUGACCCUGGUGGACAGUCCCAAGGUCGAGGCGGACCCUGUCCUAGAUCCGGCUGAGGACGCGCUCACGCUCAAGAUCGAGACGCAGGACAUUCUGGACAUGAUUCAAACCAAAGAAGCCACCAUCCCCUCGGUUUUCCAAGACUUUGAGAGCCAGAGUGGUCGGUCAGUAGUCCCUCUGCGGUCUCGACCCUCGCGUCAAGCCAGCCUGAGAGCCCGGCCCGCCAUUCACCAGGCCAUGAAACACAAGCCACCCAAGAUGCGUCCAACCCGGGGGAUGGACCUGGAUGAAAGCCGACAAGUCUUCCCAGCCCCAGUUCAAGCCCAGCCUCGGCCUCAGCGACGAGUCAAACCCGUCCCUUGGGAGCAGGGUCGCCCGUGUACCUUAUGUGAUAAAGUAUUUUACCAAAGAAGUCUAUAUUACCGACAUUUGCAAAGGAAGCACUUUGGGGGUCGGUACGUGUGUCAUUUGUGUCGGGUCAAACUCCCCGUACCCCAAGCUGUGAUGGAGCAUCUUUUGGCGGAGCAUCCUGGAUCGCCGCUGGAAGCUCAUUGCCCUAAUUGUCAAGUGAUGGUCAAUUUUGACGAGGACCCUUUAAUCCUGGGGCAGCAUUUUCUCAAAUGUGUUCAAGGACGGCAAAAAGUGGCCAAGCCUAAACCGCCACCGGAAAAGAAGCCGGUCGUGUGUCCAGAUUGCGGCAAGGUGUUUUCUUCCAUGGCGUCAAUGCGAGUGCAUGUGAAGAAGUUUCACUCCACGGACGUACCCGUGUGCCACAAAUGCGGUUUUGUGGCCACGGAUCCUCGUAAGCUCAAGAAUCACUUGAGAGCCAAGCACAAAGAGGAAAUUGAGCUCUCCGAUCAGAACGACAAUGACGACGAUGGACCCGCUCUCUGUCCGUACUGUGCGUGCACUUUGGCCAAUGCUUCUGGUCUCAAACGUCAUUUGAAAGAAAAUCACGAGACCGUGAAAUGCCCUGAAUGCGAUGAAGAAUUCCCCAAAGUGCGUCAAUUGCAGGCUCAUCGAGUUCGAGUUCAUCAACACGCUGAAUUUAAAUGCGAAGUAUGCUCCAUGUUGUGCGUGAACCACGGCAUGCUUCAACGCCAUUUAAAGAUCCAUGUACCUCCGACAUUGAAGUGCAAAUUCUGUGAGCGCAUGUUUCGUAACUUGGAGGGGGUCAAAAAUCAUCAGCGAAUGCACACGGGCGAAACUCCCUUCAAAUGCGACCUGUGCGAUUUUGCUGCCAAAUCUUCGGCUACUCUGUGUUCGCACAAGAAGUUCAAACAUUUCGACGGGAAAUCGCCCAGGGUGAUCAAGCGGAAGCAGGUUGAGGAUAAGAUUAAUAGCUAUUAAACUGCAUCGGGUGAACACCCCCCCNNNNC
Messenger RNA from Tigriopus californicus, 2025 nucleotides. RefSeq names its product zinc finger protein 226-like. Gene Ontology annotation, molecular function: RNA polymerase II transcription regulatory region sequence-specific DNA binding; DNA-binding transcription factor activity, RNA polymerase II-specific. The record is from RefSeq and is a predicted model, not a curated record. Gene Ontology annotation, cellular component: nucleus. The coding region runs from base 170 to 1996 and encodes 608 amino acids. NCBI's taxonomy places the organism in Eukaryota, Metazoa, Arthropoda, Copepoda, Harpacticoida, Harpacticidae. The transcript has 2 exons. Gene Ontology annotation, biological process: regulation of transcription by RNA polymerase II.